Messenger RNA from Microtus ochrogaster (prairie vole), 1001 nucleotides. RefSeq names its product olfactory receptor 4C3. Gene Ontology annotation, cellular component: membrane. Gene Ontology annotation, biological process: G protein-coupled receptor signaling pathway. Gene Ontology annotation, molecular function: olfactory receptor activity; G protein-coupled receptor activity. Lineage: Eukaryota; Metazoa; Chordata; Mammalia; Rodentia; Cricetidae. The record is from RefSeq and is a predicted model, not a curated record.
UUAAUUCUCUCACAUAUGUUUAUUUUUACUUUAUAGGAGAGCCUGCAAUUACACACUCAGUACCCGUGGAGUCUAUGGAAAUACCACACAAUAUUACAGAGUUUUUUAUGCUGGGACUCUCCCAGAGGCCAGAGGUCCAAAGAACUCUUUUUGUGGUAUUCUUGAUUAUCUACACAGUCACGGUUUGUGGCAACAUGCUCAUUGUGGUCACUAUCACGUUCAGCUCUAACCUUGCUUCCCCCAUGUAUUUUUUCCUUUCCAAUCUAUCUUUUAUCGACACCUGCUAUUCCUCUUCUUUGGCCCCUAAACUCAUUGCUGAUUCCUUGUAUGAAGGGACAACUCUUUCUUAUGAGGGCUGCUUGGCCCAGCUCUUUGGAGCUCAUUUCCUUGGAGGUGUUGAGAUCAUUCUGCUCACAGUGAUGGCCUUUGACCGCUAUGUAGCCAUCUGCAAGCCCCUGCACUAUACCACCACCAUGACCAAGCACCUCUGUGGUGUGCUGGUGGCAGUGGCUUGGCUGGGUGGUUUCUUGCAUUCAUUGGUUCAGCUCUUUCUGGUUCUUCAAUUGCCCUUCUGUGGACCCAAUGUAAUCAAUCACUUUGUGUGUGACUUGUACCCUUUACUGGAACUGGCCUGCACCAAUACACAUGUCAUUGGCCUGCUGGUGGUGGCCAACAGUGGUGUGAUCUGCCUGCUGAACUUCCUCAUGCUGGCAGCCUCGUACAUUGUCAUCUUGUGCUCCUUGAGGUCCCACAGUGCAGAGGGUAGACGGAAAGCUCUGUCUACCUGUGGGGCCCACUUCACCGUUGUUGCUUUGUUCUUUGUGCCCUGUAUAUUUAGUUAUAUGCGUCCAUCAACUACUUUACCUAUAGACAAAAACAUGGCAGUAUUUUAUGGUAUUCUGACACCUAUGUUGAAUCCACUCAUUUAUACUCUGAGAAAUGAAGAGGUGAAAGAUGCCAUGAGAAAGCUCUUCACACACUCAGAAAUUCUAAGUACCUGA